This is a messenger RNA of Neurospora tetraspora, 774 nucleotides long. RefSeq lists its product as uncharacterized. The transcript has 3 exons. Gene Ontology annotation, molecular function: RNA binding. Gene Ontology annotation, cellular component: nucleolus. Bases 1 to 774 code for a protein of 257 amino acids. The record is from RefSeq and is a predicted model, not a curated record. Lineage: Eukaryota; Fungi; Ascomycota; Sordariomycetes; Sordariales; Sordariaceae.
AUGCCUGCGCCAACAGCACUUCGUCAGCCCGUCGAGGCUCCCACCGCCCAGAUCCCCAUCCAGACCGAGCAAGAGGACGAGCUCAUUCUCGACGUCAACGAGGCCGCCAACCUCACCGAUCCCAGCGCCGCCGCUCCCCCUUCCAACGACCAAGAUGUGCAGAUGGCUGUCGACGAGGAGGGCCGCCCCCGUUUCGCCCCCGGCCAGGACGUCCAGAUCAUUCGCCGCGCAGAGACCAGAAAGAUCGGCAUCCCGCCAAACCGCAUGUCGGCUCUCAAGGCCAACUGGACCAAGAUCUACCCCCCACUCGUAGAGCACUGCAAGCUCCAAGUCCGCAUGAACAUCAAGGAGAAGCGCGUCGAGCUCCGCUCCAGCAGACACACCACCACCCCCGAGUCCCUGCAGAUGGGCGCCGAUUUCGUCUCCGCCUUCGCCAUGGGCUUCGACAUUGACGACGCCAUUGCCCUGCUCCGUCUCGAUUCGCUCUAUAUCCAGUCCUUCGACGUCAAGGAUGUCCGCCAGACCCUCGGCCCCGAUGCUUUGGGACGUGCGAUUGGUCGUAUUGCAGGCAAGGACGGAAAGACCAAGUUUGCGAUUGAGAACGCCACAAAAACCAGAAUCGUCCUCGCCGGCUCCCGCGUCCACAUCCUCGGCGCCUUCGAGAACAUUGGCAUGGCCCGCGAGUCCGUCGUCUCCCUCAUUCUCGGUCACCAGCCCGGCAAGGUGUACAACAACCUCAGGAUCAUUGCCUCGAGGCAAAAGGAGAGAUUCUAA